AAUCAGCUGCUCCUAAUUGUUAACAAUUAUCGGUUUAAAUAAUAAUGCUGCGGUUUUUGAUGAAAAACCAUUUGAUUUUAAUGAAUAAUUCCUGUUGUUUCUGUGAUUUUCAAUGGGUUCCAAUCAAAAACGAUCACCUUCAAUUAUGCCUUCACCAAGAGAAGCUCAAGAAUUGAUGUCACUGUUGAAUGGAGAAGAAUCGCCAUCAAUCAGCAAUAAAUCUUUGAAUGAAAUUCCUUUGUUCGAAUUUACCGAGGCAGAUUAUAUCGCAAUACAAUGUGAAUUAAAUUCAUCAUUUGACCAAUUACUUCGUGAUCGUUGGAUAGCAGCAUUAAAAGCUGGUUCAAUGAAUUAUUCAACUGAACCUGAAAGUUUGCCAACCAAACUAAUAUCUCCCAACAAAUAUCGUUUUGUAGCCAAACUUUUAGAGGGUCGAGGUCCUGGUAAACGUCGAACACCCGAAACUAUGCUCAAUUUAAUUGUGCCUUUUCAACCGGAUAAAUUUAAUUUUACAAAAGUAAACCCCAAAGAAAUUCUGUUUCGAAUUAAAUGCUAUAAUGAAGAAAUGAAAACUUAUCUAGAAGCGACAGUAUUGGUAAACAAAAGUCCAAUCGAAUAUUGUUCUUCACUUUUAGUGCCAUAUUUGGAACGAUGCUUACCACAGGUGAUGACGGAACAAGCUCUCACGUUAGCGGUUUCAAUUAUGGCAUUAUCUGAUUUUUCGAAUUUACGUUUAGGAUACAAUUCACCCGGAUCAAUGGCUUCUGUAAAUCAUUUACAUUGGCAUGUCUAUUAUUUUGAUCAUCGUUUACAAAUUGAAAUAUUGCCAGUUGUCGAUUAUGUGCUUCAAGAAUGGCCCAUACCUGCAAUCGUCUUUGAAAUCGUCGAACUUAAUGAUGAAUCAAUUGGUGUUAUUAUAAAAGAUGUGAUACGUAUCGUUGACUUUUGCCUGGAGGAUGGCCAAAUAUGCCAUAACAUUUUCAUGACACGAACUCCGAAUGGUAUAAUACGAAUAUUCAUUUGGUUACUACAACCACGAUGGGGAAAAAAAGAUAAUGCAAACCUAAAUGUUGCUUUCUGUGAAUUAUCUGGUUACUUCAUGUGCAAGACCAAAGAAUCAUUUGAAACAAUAGACGAAGCACAAUGUUUACUUUCUCUAGGAUCGGUUGUAUCACUCCACGAGAAAGCUUUACCAUUAUUGCAAUAAAAUAAAUGCAAUAUUAAAUUUUUUUAAUUUUGAAAUAUUAAUAAAAAUAAGUUUGACAUUUUUUGUGCAA
Dermatophagoides pteronyssinus (European house dust mite) is the source of this 1277-nucleotide messenger RNA. RefSeq names its product GDP-D-glucose phosphorylase 1. The record is from RefSeq and is a predicted model, not a curated record. Gene Ontology annotation, molecular function: GDP-D-glucose phosphorylase activity. Gene Ontology annotation, biological process: glucose metabolic process. Lineage: Eukaryota; Metazoa; Arthropoda; Arachnida; Sarcoptiformes; Pyroglyphidae. Gene Ontology annotation, cellular component: cytoplasm.